Molecule: messenger RNA, 720 nt
Organism: Symbiodinium necroappetens
Lineage: Eukaryota; Dinophyceae; Suessiales; Symbiodiniaceae
Source: the annotation of a GenBank genome assembly
AUGCGGAACGACAGUCCUGUGCCAGCCUCGGCCGAGGAUUGGCUUCGUGAGAAGGCUCCGGAACUGCUUCAGGCAGAGGAUGAGGCACAAAUUGCGCAGAUUGGCCAGAAGUUCUUCAAGCAGUACGGUCAGCAUUUCGUCGUCCGAUCUGGCAAGCACCGAAUGAAGACUUUCGCGGCAGUCGUCAAGGACGAUCCGAAAUUUGUGGAACGGGCGGUGCGGCAGUCCAACUCCAACACUGGUGCCAACAAGAACAUCCAAUUGCUUGCCGCAUUCGCGAGCCAGCAGUCCAGCCAGGAGACAGCCGAUAGCUUCAGGGGCGAAGCCGCGCGAAGCGCAGAGGAGUGCCAACCGUGCACGAAGGCCUUGAGGGAAUCAGAACGCGGGGCUGAAGCAUGGGACAUCUACGAUACGUUCCUCGCAUUCAUCGUCGAGCUCGCAAGACUGCUGAGAGCCCAGUGGCUUGAUGCCGAAGGCUUCAAUGUUUCGGAGUUCCUGUCGCCGUUAGUUCAAAAGGUGCCCUCAGUUCAUUACAAAUAUAUAUCACAAACUUUAUGUCAGCAACAUUUGUGUGCCAUCGGUCGAAUGUUACAAUACUCUGUCGUGACGUGUUACACUGUAUUUCACGGCUCUUCUACAUAUCUGGUCAGGUUCAGUUUGACAAAGCUCGGGUGCAAUACAGCCGCAGACAAAGCCCAUGCCUGCCUGUCCAGAAGAUGA